AUGGUCGUAGUCACUGCUAAAAUAGAAGACAUCACAUCAAAAAUUGAACAGAAAUUUUAUCAAAAGGUUAUCGAGCUUGAUCAGAAGUUAUCUUACAAAAUGGAUAAGGAUAAACUUAAACAAGAACUGGAAGAAACUAAAAAACUAUCGAAAACUUCUGUUCCCAGUAUUAACAAUGUCAUUCUUAAAGUUGUAGUACGCAGGUUGAUUAUUCCAAAAUCCGUCCAAUGUUUUAUAAACGUGUUAAGAGACGGAAGGCUAACCACACCAUUCUGGAAGCUGUUCCAUACAUCCACCAAUAUGGAGUGA
Helobdella robusta is the source of this 309-nucleotide messenger RNA. RefSeq lists its product as hypothetical. The transcript has a single exon. The record is from RefSeq and is a predicted model, not a curated record. NCBI's taxonomy places the organism in Eukaryota, Metazoa, Annelida, Clitellata, Rhynchobdellida, Glossiphoniidae. Bases 1 to 309 code for a protein of 102 amino acids.